GGCUAGCUGUUUUAGUGCCAACCGCACGAUAACUAAUAGUGUGUGAUCGGCGCACAAGCCAGCUUAGUAUGACGCGCUUAGAACUUCUAUAAAAAUGCAAAGUCGCGCACUCGUUUUGUUUCAGUUCAUUGCGGCGUUCUUUAAGGCGCGUUCUUCUCAAGUUCACCUCACGCUCGUUGCGAGUUCUAUACAUUUAAUUCUAUCUUAUUUUCGGCCUUGCACACAAACAUCUAAAUUAUUUUCUGCCAAAUUGGAAAAACCUGCAAAAUAGUGUAGCAAGCAAAUAAGAACUAAAGUGGAUAUUGCAUAAGUUAAAACGGAAAUUUUUGAACGUAAGCAUUUAAUUGAAAAGACACAUUUCUCAACAAUGGAACCAAAAGUCUUGCUCCUGACAUUUGCAAUUAUUUUCGCGUUCCUAUGCCCUAUAAAUGCUGCAACAAUGCCUGAUUACAUCCAAAUCUGCCAUCGAAAUGAUCCAAAGAUAGCGGAAUGUGUCAAGGAAACAGUGCAUUCUAUACGACCGCAUUUGGCUGAUGGUAUUGAGGAAUUGGGUGUUCCGGCUAUGGAACCACUGUAUAUCGGUGAUUUGAAUAUAUUGGAAGGUGGCGCCAAUGGAAUUAACGUUAAAGUAAAAAAGCUCAACGUUUACGGAUCGUCAAAUUUUGAAAUCAAAAAAAUUAGAGCAUCUGAUGAUGCCAGAAGGUUCGAUUUUGAACUGAUUUUGCCGUAUCUGCACGGCGAAGGCAACUACAAUAUUAAUGGACAAUUAUUGGGUUUAACGUUGCGGGGUAACGGCCCGUUCACUGGAAAUUUCACCAAUUUUUAUGCCUUCGUGAAGGUUAUCUUCAACGUUACAACGGUGAACGAUGUUGAACUGAUUGGCCUAAAAGAAUUAGUUGUCAAGAUUCGCACAGGCAGUGGAAACGUACAUUUGCAGAAUCUAUUCGGCAAUGAUAAAACGCUAGGCGAUAUUAUAAAUGAGACUAUCAAUCAAAACUUCGAACUAUUUACCAAUGAAGUUAUACAACCCAUCGAACGCGCUUUGGAGAAGAAGUUUAGCGCCGUCUCAAGUAAAAUUCUUGAUAGUUUCACUUAUAAUGAACUAUUUCCGCUUUAAAUAUGCAAAUGUUGUAAUUUAAAUGAUUUUUAUAGCUACUGAAUUGUAAAGUUAUGAUUACAUAUUUUUUUAUCUAUGUAUUUAGUAUAAUUACAAUUUUUUUACUUCGAUGCGUGAACUCCAAAGAUUCCAAAUUUUGGAUUGUCUAGCGCAAAUAAACCAUAAACGUGUACAAAUAUAUAUGUAUAUGUAAAAGAGAUGUAAAUGCUCGAAGGAUAGAAAGCAAAUUAUGUGAUAUAACACGAUGUAAACGAAAUCGUUAGCAUAAAUUUGUAAAAUAAAGUAAAAA
Molecule: messenger RNA, 1406 nt
Organism: Rhagoletis pomonella (apple maggot)
Lineage: Eukaryota; Metazoa; Arthropoda; Insecta; Diptera; Tephritidae
Gene: Jhbp3
Product: protein takeout
Exons: 5
Coding region: 368-1117 (249 amino acids)
Source: RefSeq, a predicted model, not a curated record